This is a messenger RNA of Betta splendens (Siamese fighting fish), 2003 nucleotides long. RefSeq names its product LIM homeobox transcription factor 1, alpha (gene lmx1a). Gene Ontology annotation, molecular function: DNA-binding transcription factor activity, RNA polymerase II-specific; RNA polymerase II transcription regulatory region sequence-specific DNA binding. Gene Ontology annotation, cellular component: nucleus. NCBI's taxonomy places the organism in Eukaryota, Metazoa, Chordata, Actinopteri, Anabantiformes, Osphronemidae. The record is from RefSeq and is a predicted model, not a curated record. The transcript is spliced from 8 exons. Gene Ontology annotation, biological process: regulation of transcription by RNA polymerase II; neuron differentiation. The coding region runs from base 699 to 1760 and encodes 353 amino acids.
UUUCUCUUACCGCUAGAUGGCGCUCACGUAUACAUUUGUUAAUGUCAGAUCGCUUUACGUUGAUUUAAUCACCAAAACUCAAGAAACAGCACAAGGAAAUGAGGCAAUGUGUUGACUGGACUGGAAUAUGAUAAGCGAUAUCAUGUACUUUACUGUAUGUCCAAUAUAUAGAGUGUGUAAAAGGUUUUUUUCAGUUGUGUGAGUCUAUAUAUAAAUUGUGUGGAAUCUUUGCCGAAGUGUGAUCUCCUAACGUGCCCUUCCCUUCCCGGACACUGUCAGGUCUAUUGAUUUCCAAUGGGGGGAAAUCCUCUCGUGCGUUUGAGGAAGCCCAGUCCACUGGCAUUCAGCACAGGGGAAAGAGAGGGAGCCAGAGAGAGACUCGGAGAGAGGGUCAGAGGGAGGAGGAGAGAGAGGUAACCUGCACCUGCACGUGGAGGAAGGCGCUCUCUCUCUCUCUCUCUCUCUCUCUCUCUCGCUCUCUCUCGCUCUCCUCUUCCCGUUCACUCCUAAUAGGAUAAUUGAUAGACAGCCUAAAUAGUCAAUAACUCUGAACUGAGCGAGGUCGUCGGAAGCUCUGAGGAGAAACUUUCUCGGAGCGGCGCGUUUCAGCAGGAGUUUCACUGCCGGAGAUGCUCUGGAGCUGAGAGUUCAUCUCCAAAAUACUUUUCCGCAAUCAAGAAAUCCCACGCUGUACAGAUAUGGAUCAGGGCGCAGUGUGUGCCGGAUGCCACCGGCUGAUCAGAGACAGAUUCCUGCUCAGAGUCACCGGCGGCCUCUGGCACGAGGAGUGUGUGCGGUGCGCGGCGUGCGGGGACGCGCUCAGGAACUCCUGCUUUCUGCGGGACCGCAAACUUUACUGCAAGAGGGACUAUGCUGACCUCUUCGCCGUGGGCUGCGGCGGCUGCGCGGAGACCAUCUCCCCCGCGGAGCUGGUGAUGCGCGCAGGGGCCGCCGUCUUCCACCUGCGCUGCUUCACCUGCAGCGUUUGUUCGUGCCGCCUGCAGACCGGCGACCGCUGCGUCCUCAGGGACGGACGCUUGCUGUGCGACAGGGAAAACUAUCACCAGAGCCCGGCCGGCAGCUCCUCCGACACAGGUAAAAGUGAUGAUGAGGAGGAACAGGAGGUGGAAUCAGAGAGAGCGAAAGGCCGACAGAUUAGACCGGAGGAUGUGGAGAGCAAGCGUCCUAAAAGACCUCGCACUAUUCUGACCACUCAGCAGAGAAGGACCUUCAAAGCCUCAUUCGAAGUCUCAUCCAAGCCUUGUCGAAAGGUAAGGGAGACCUUGGCAGCAGAAACUGGUCUGAGUGUCCGGGUGGUGCAGGUCUGGUUCCAGAACCAAAGAGCCAAAAUGAAGAAACUGGCCAGACGACAGCAGCAGCAACAGGAGCAGCAGCAGCAGACUCAGGAACAGCGUGACCCCCCGUCGCACCACGCGGCGCCACCCUGUGGUGUAACGUCUGAGCUAGAGCAUCUGGGGUCUUCCUACUCCCACCUCCAGCAGCAGCAGCAGCAGCAAGUUGGGCUCACCACGCUGGAGCAGCAGGACUACGACACGGACCCCUUCAGACAGGGCCUGACCCCCCCUCAGAUGCCAGGGGAUCACAUGCACCCCUAUGGUUUGAAGGGCCUUUAUGACGACGUGGACAGAGAAGCGCAUUGUCUGGGGGCUGACGGCGUCUGCCUCUCGCUGAGGGACUCGUCGGUUCUCACCCCCAUCGACCGCCUCUACUCCAUGCAGGACUCCUACUUCACCUCCUGAGGGCGGAGGUGGAGCAGGGCUGCGUGUCUGAACCACCGGGGACGUGGGUACACUGUGACAGCGAUGCGCUCCUCCAUGUGAAAACGAUCACUACCUUCUGGGCUCCUUCCUGGGUAUGCAUGACGCUGCUGGACCUCUUCCACUACACUAUGUUUGAAUGUUGCAUCCACCGAUGUAAAUAGCUGUUUGUAUUUAUUCUCAAACGUGUGUAUGCUCAUCCAGAAUCAGGAUCAAUAAAUAAUG